AAAAAAAAACUCCCAAAUCCGGCGGCCGUUUCUCCUUCCUCCCGCUCCCGCGUGCGCGAGCCCUCGGAAUCGGCGCUCCCGCGGCCGGUUCCCACCCUAUAAAACGCGGGAUGCCAUGCCCCGGUCGGGCGAACGGAGCGGAGGAGUGGCAUGGCCGCGCACGGCAGCGGGGAUGGAAGGGAGGCGGAGAAAAGGGAGGUGGGGCUGCACCGGCUGUUCCGGUUCGCGGACGGCGCGGACGCGGCGCUCAUGGCGGCCGGCGCGGCGGGGGCCAUCGCCAACGGCGUGGCGCAGCCGCUCAUGACGCUCGUCUUCGGCGAGGUCGUCGAUGCCUUCGGCUCCGGCUCGCGCCACGACGUCCUCCACCGCGUCUCCGGGGUGUGCCUGAAGUUCUUCUAUUUGGCUAUUGGGUCAUGGUUUGCUUGCUUCCUCCAGGUUGCAUGUUGGAUGAUCACUGGAGAAAGACAAGCUGCUCGCAUACGAGGCCUCUAUCUUGCAGCUGUACUGAGGCAAGACAUUGCAUUUUUUGACAAGGAGAUGACAACUGGACAAUUGGUUGAGAGGAUGUCUGGAGAUACGAUACUUAUCCAGGAUGCAAUAGGUGAAAAGGUCGGGAAGUUCAUACAACUUGCUGCCACAUUUGUUGGGGGAUUUGUGGUUGCUUUUUCCAAAGGAUGGCUUUUAGCAGCUGUUAUGCUGUCAAGUAUCCCUCCUAUAGUAAUUGCUGGAGCAGCUAUGUCAUGGACUGUAUCCAAACUGUCAACCCAGGGUCAAGCUAAGUACAAUGAAGCAGGGAAUGUUGUUGAACAGACAAUUGGAGCCAUCAGAACAGUUGCUUCCUUCAAUGGUGAGAAUCGGGCCAUUGCGCUAUACAAUAAAUAUAUUAGGAAUGCAUAUGUAUCUGCUGUCCAAGAAGGCACGGCUACUGGCCUGGGCUUUGGUUUCGUUAUGUUUAUCCUGUUCUGCAGCUAUGGUCUGACAGCAUGGUAUGGGGCUAAAUUGAUUAUUGAUAAAGGAUAUGAAGGAGGGCAGGUUGUCAGUGUCUGGAUGGCAUUCAUGACAGGUGCAGUGUCAUUAGGUGAGGCAACUCCGUGUGUGACUGCUUUUGCUUCCGGGCGGGCUGCUGGAUAUAGAAUGAUGCAAAUAAUUCAAAGGAAGACAGAAAUUAGUACUAAUGGAACAGAUGGCAUCGUGCUAGGAAAUAUCAAGGGUGAUGUAGAGCUGAGGAAUGUGUACUUCUCCUACCCAUCUAGGCCUGAUCAAUUGAUAUUUGAUGACUUCUCGUUGCAUAUCUUCUGUGGAAUGACAAUGGCUAUAGUGGGAGAGAGUGGCAGCGGAAAGUCAACAGUGAUUAAUCUUGUGGAAAGAUUCUAUGAUCCUCAGGCUGGUGAAGUUUUGAUAGAUGGUGUUAACAUAAAGAGCCUGAGGCUUGGAUGGCUAAGGGAAAAGAUCGGUCUUGUCAGUCAAGAACCACUAUUGUUUGCCACUAGUAUCCGGGAGAACAUUAUCUAUGGUAAAGAAGACGCAACAUCUGAGGAGAUAAUGGCUGCUACAAUGCUUGCUAAUGCAGCAAAUUUCAUUGACAAUUUACCUAAUGGCCUAGACACAAUGGUAGGUGAGCAUGGAGCACAACUGUCUGGUGGGCAAAAACAAAGAAUUGCGAUCAUGAGAGCAAUACUGAAAAAUCCCAAAAUCUUGCUGCUUGAUGAGGCAACAAGUGCACUAGACAUGGAGUCUGAGAGAGUGGUUCAGGAGGCCCUUGAUAGAAUCAUGCGAGACAAGACCACGAUCAUAGUUGCCCAUCGGCUGAGCACCAUAAAAGAUGCUGACAUUAUAUCAGUCAUACAUCGUGGGAGAGUAGUUGAACAAGGUGCGCACACUGAAUUACUGAAGAACCCCUAUGGUGCAUACUCCCAGCUUAUCCAGCUGCAGGAUAUAACUGGAGAACCACAUGCAUCUUAUGUGGAUUAUCAACGUUCUAUUUCAACUGUCCGAAGUUCCAAGUCCAUCAGCAAAUCUAUACAUUGUGCAUCUCUCAAGAAAUCAAUAAGUGGAGGCACUUCAUUUGGGAGUACCAGCAUGCAAUUAAUCACUGCUGCCAGCAUGAUUGUCCCGGAGAGCACACAUGGUGAACUACGCUCCAAGGUAUCAGAAGACAGUGAAGAGCGCAGGAAGGUGCCCCUCUCUCGGCUUAUUUCUCUGAAUAAACCCGAGAUACCAGUCCUUCUGUUAGGUACAGUGGCUGCAGUCGUAUCAGGUGUUCUCUUCCCAAUGUUAGGUGUCCUGAUCUCCAGUUCCAUAAAUUCAUUCUAUGAGCCACCACAUCAACUCCGGAAAGAUUCACGUUUCUGGACAUUGAUGUAUGUAGCAUCAGGAGUUGUUUCACUUAUCUCUUUUCCAGUGGAAUAUUUCCUAUUUGGAGUGGCUGGUGGGAAAUUGAUUCAGCGCAUCCGUUCUUUAUCGUUUGAAAGAAUCGUGCAUCAGGAAAUCAGCUGGUUUGAUAAGCCCUCAAAUGCUAGUGGAACCAUUGGUGCAAGGCUGUCUGUUGAUGCUUCAAAUAUACGGCGUCUUGUUGGUGAUUCAUUGGCAUUGUUGGUUCGAAGCACUGUUACAGUUCUUGCUGGAUUUAUCAUUGCAAUGGUUGCAAAUUGGAGGCUUGCCCUUGUUGCCACAGUAGUGCUUCCUUUGGGGGGUCUCCAAGGAUUUCUUCAAAUAAAGUUUUUGGAGGGAUUCAGCGCGGAUGCCAAGGCAAUGUAUGAAGAAGCAACUCAAGUAGCACAUGACGCUGUCAGCAGUAUUCGAACUGUUGCUUCCUUCUGUGCUGAGCAUAAGGUAAUGAAGACAUACUAUAGAAAAUGCAAAGCUCCAGUGCGACAGGGGAUCCGUCAGGGCAUUGUUAGUGGCUUGGGUUUUGGCGUAUCGUUCUUCGUACUGUACUCUACAUAUGCCCUUUGUUUCUACGUUGGAGCAAAGUUUAUGCUUGAUGGCAAGGCCACAUUCACUGAAGUAUUCAGAGUGUUCUUUGCUUUGCUCAUGGCAACCAUAGGCGUUUCACAGACAAGUGCGCUGGGUUCAGAUUCUGCCAAGGCCAAGGAAUCAGCAUCAUCAAUAUUUGCACUCAUUGACCGUAAAUCGGAGAUCAAUCCAAGCAGCGACGAUGGCAUGGUCUUGGUUGACGUCGUUGGUGAACUCGAACUCCGUCACCUCUGCUUCUCAUAUCCAUCCCGCCCUGAUGUACAAAUAUUCAGAGAUCUGAACUUGAGAAUACCAUCAGGAAAGACGGUUGCCCUUGUUGGAGAGAGCGGCUGCGGCAAAUCCACCAUCAUCGCGCUCCUGGAGAGAUUUUACGACCCUGAUUCAGGCACGGUCACGUUAGAUAGCGUGGACAUCAAGAACCUCAAGGUCGGCUGGCUGCGGCGGCAGAUGGGGCUGGUGAGCCAAGAGCCCGUCCUGUUCCAUGACACCAUUCGCGCCAACAUCGCGUACGGUAAAGAAGGCGAGGCGACGGAGGAGGAGAUCAUCGCCGCCGCCAAAGCCGCGAACGCGCACCAGUUCAUAUCGGCGCUGCCUCAGGGCUACGGCACCCUCGCCGGCGAGAGGGGCGCCCAGCUGUCCGGCGGGCAGAAGCAGCGGGUGGCCAUAGCGAGGGCCGUCCUGAGGGACCCGAGGAUCCUGCUGCUCGACGAGGCAACGAGCGCACUGGACGCCGAGUCGGAGCGCGCCGUCCAGGAGGCGCUUGACCGGGCGGUGGUUGGCAGGACGACCGUCGUGGUGGCGCACCGGCUGUCGACGAUCAGGGGGGCCGACGUGAUCGCCGUGCUGAAGAACGGUCAGGUUGUCGCCCAGGGGAGGCACGAGCAGCUGAUGGCGUCAAAGGACGGCGUCUACGCUCCGCUGGUGGAGCUCCGCAUGAGGUCGGAGCGUGGCGGAGUCUCCUCGUCAGGGUGAGCAUCCUAGAUGAAACUGUGCGUAGGGCCCACCUAUCAGCCACCGCCUUUAAAUCUCUCGCAAAGGCUUUUGUCCAUACUUCAUAAGCAUAGGUGCUUACAUUACAUAAUACGUGUGUUUAGCUUUGUACAGGAACGCUGUACAAUUUUGUGCAUAGGAUAGAACGUAUCGUGUAAAAUACCGAGCACUUAAAUAUUACCUUCGUCA
Messenger RNA from Phragmites australis (common reed), 4155 nucleotides. RefSeq names its product ABC transporter B family member 21-like. The coding region runs from base 151 to 3948 and encodes 1265 amino acids. NCBI's taxonomy places the organism in Eukaryota, Viridiplantae, Streptophyta, Magnoliopsida, Poales, Poaceae. Gene Ontology annotation, biological process: transmembrane transport. The transcript is spliced from 12 exons. Gene Ontology annotation, molecular function: ATP binding; ATP hydrolysis activity; ABC-type transporter activity. Gene Ontology annotation, cellular component: membrane. The record is from RefSeq and is a predicted model, not a curated record.